Molecule: messenger RNA, 1126 nt
Organism: Molossus molossus (Pallas's mastiff bat)
Lineage: Eukaryota; Metazoa; Chordata; Mammalia; Chiroptera; Molossidae
Product: HLA class II histocompatibility antigen, DQ alpha 1 chain-like
Exons: 5
Coding region: 54-821 (255 amino acids)
Biological process (GO): immunoglobulin production involved in immunoglobulin-mediated immune response; immune response; positive regulation of T cell activation
Cellular component (GO): membrane; MHC class II protein complex
Molecular function (GO): MHC class II protein complex binding
Source: RefSeq, a predicted model, not a curated record
ACCAUUGCUCUACAACUCAGAACAGCACCUGCUGGGACCACCUUGAGAAGAGGAUGAUCCUAAACAGAGCUGGGAUCUGGGGGGCCCUCGCCCUAACCGCCAUCAUGAGUCGCUGUGGAGGUGAAGACAUUGUGGCUGACCACAUUGGCAGCUAUGGCGCAGAAUUCUACCAGUCCUAUGGUUCCUCUGGGCAGUACACCUUUGAGUUUGAUGGCGACGAGGAGUUCCACGUGGACUUGGAGAAGAAGGAGACUGUGUGGCGGCUGCCUGGGCUUAGCGCAUUUGGAGGGUUUGACCCACAGUUUGCACUGACAAACAUUGCUACAGAAAAACACGACAUGGACACCCUGCCUAAACUCUUCAACUUUACCUCUGCUGUCAAUGAGGUUCCUGAGGUGACCGUGUUCCCCAAGUCUCCCGUGAUGCUGGGUGAGCCCAACACCCUCAUCUGUGCCGUAGACAACAUCUUCCCUCCUGUGAUCAACAUCACAUGGCUGAGCAAUGGGCACGCAGUCACAGAGGGUGUUUUUGAAACCAGCUUCCUCACCAAAAGUGAUCAUUCCUUCCUCAAGUUCAGUUACCUCACCUUCCUCCCGUCCGCUGAGGACGUUUACGACUGCAAGGUGGAGCACUGGGGCCUGGACCAGCCGCUGCUGAAGCACUGGGAGCCCGAGAUUCCGGCCCCCACGUCAGAGCUGACGGAGACUGUGGUCUGCGCGCUGGGGCUGGCCGUGGGCCUCGUGGGCAUCGUGGUGGGCACCGUCCUCAUCACCCAGGGCCUGCGCCCAGGUGGCACCUCCAGACCCCAAGGGCCCUUGUAAGUCACACUCGGAAGGAAAGGUGCCCUGCCCACCCUCAAGAGCAGAAGCCUGGACGUGCGGUGACCUAGCACUAUCCGGUGGCCAAGUCCAUCACAUUCCUUCUCUCCUCCAGUGCCCCUCCUGUCAUCUCUUCUCUGGGACGUAAGGUGCUGUAUCGGCUCAGAGCUCACACACCCCUUGGGAUUCUCCCUCUCACCUCCUGAUACUUUUCCCCUCCUCCGUCCUUACCUACUAUGGAAAUUCCUGGGCCAGGCCAUAGCUACCUAAUUCCUUGUUACCCUAAUCUGCGGUCUCCAUGGAAACAA